AUGGCAGUUGCUACUGUGGAUCUCCCGAUGCCCCGUAGCCGCCUCUUUGGGAUGAAGCGGACCACAGAGACUGCCCAUCGGCCAAUGAAGCGGCUGGAGUCCCAACUUUGGCAACCGUUAAGAUUAGCUACCCCCUAUGAUAUUAUCAGGACACCAUCCCUCCAACUCAUUCCGCCUUCAUACAGAAAUAAAGCUCGCAAUAGAAGCUCCGAUUUACUCUUCAGUUUAAACGACAUAGAAUGCAUUCUCACGGAGAUACGCGAUCAGCUAGCGAGGGAGACCGCCGUUGAGUUUGAGCGCAUAUAUCAUGCUCGUAUUAGCGAGAAUGAGGCCCGUGUUAGGGAGUAUAUCUCUUCCUUGCUGAAUGAGCAAGGGCAGCCGGUAUCCUAUAUUCAAUAA
Molecule: messenger RNA, 399 nt
Organism: Giardia duodenalis
Lineage: Eukaryota; Fornicata; Diplomonadida; Hexamitidae
Exons: 1
Coding region: 1-399 (132 amino acids)
Source: RefSeq, a predicted model, not a curated record